UCGAUAUAGACAUUUCGCUGUCGGACCUCCUUGCUAGUCGCGGUGGCGAACGUAACUACCCGUGGCCUGCAAACGGUGCCGCGCGAAUGGUCGCCUCAUCCACCGCUUCGUCGUUCGCACCGCCGAUCCCCGUGGCCAGGCCGUAAGUUAAGCCAAAGUUAACUCAAACCGCUUAUCGCGCGCAGUGGUGGCGCAAUUUUUACUCUACAAUCACUUUGUUUAUUUAUGUCUGUGCCUUUUAUUAUGUCACUGUCAAACUGAAUUGUCAAUUUGAUGUUGUAGCUACCUAAGGGUACCUACAUAUAGGCUGCUUUCCGAUUUAAAAAAAAUAUUUAUUAGUAAAUAUUAGUAUGUAUGUAAUGUAAAUUCUAUAAAUACAUAUGCCGGCUUUAAUAAAUAAAAACAUACAAUACGUUUAUUGAGAUUAUAAUUCAAAAUGCAUAUACAACAUAAUAUAAAUAUCUUGCAUCGAAAUUUGAUUUACAAUUUACAAAGAUAAAUUCAGAUCAUAAAAGUUUAUUAAUUUAGCAUGCUAAAGAAAGAAACAAUAAAAUGUCUGAUUUAAAAGUGUGCAGGAUAUGUCUUAAUAUAGACGUAAAAAUGUACGAAUGGGAAAAACAUCAGUUAAAAGACUAUUACGAACAGAUAAUGUCAACAAAGCUGAAGAAAAAUGAUACUUUGCCUAGAUUCUUCUGUUAUGAAUGUGCUGCUUUGUUACAUAAAUUUUACAAAUUUAAAAAUAAAUGUGAAAAUGGUCUUAAUGAACUCAAACGGCUGUUGGGAAGUGGUGGAGUAACUCUACAGAAAGUGGCUAAAAUUGAUAGAGCAACUCAAAAUCUAGACACAACAAUAGGUGUAACAAUGAUAACAAACAGAGUCAAAACAUACUUUGAAAGGCAUCGCAGAAUUCUAAAACGUAAAUCAAGAAAUCCCUCAAUCACUAGUAUCAGUUUAGAAAUGGUAAACAUUCCUGAUGACGAUCAAGCAGAGUCCAUUAAAAAUGAUGAUGAUCAUAAUGAAAUUAAUGAACAAAGUGAUAUAGUCACCUGUGAACAAGAAUCUGCUCAUAAAAUGGACAUUUUAAUUGAUGAUGAUGAUAAACUGGAAAAUAUCACAGAAGACUGUACAGCCUCUGAUAAUAAUGUAGAAAUCAAUACAACCGAUAUGCAAUUUGAGGAAGUAAUAAAAGAAAUGAAGUUACCGAAAUUAUAUAAGAAAAGUAAAAGUAAAAAGAAACGGAAAAAAAUAGAGUUGAAAGCUAUAGAAAGAAAGAAAAGAGAACUGAAUGAAAAAAACUGGCAGAGAUUUUAUUUGACUGAAGAAGACGCUGUAAACGAAUUUCAGUCACGAGCCCAAGACCCAAAGUACAUCAGCGCUGUUUACAAGUGUACAUUUUGUCUGAAAGGGUUCUCUAAAGAGGACAUGAUGAAGAGGCACAAUAAAUUAAGGCACAGUGAGUCAAACGGCUCGAUCGAGUGUCGCUUCUGUCGGAUCCGCUUCAAGUGGAAGUCGCUCCUGAGAAGACACAUUCGUGAACAUUACAAUAAAUACAAAUGCUUGCGAUGCGACCUCAUAUUUUCCAGAGAGACGUCAGCCCAGCAUCACGAUCAGUUUCACAACGGUGUGACGAGAACGUGUGAAUAUUGCAACGAGACAUUUAAACAUCUGUCGACGUACUAUACGCACCUCCGGAAGCACAGGAGCAAACAUCUGUGCGCUCUGUGCGGAGAGUCCUUCGUCAGCGAAUUUGGACUCUACAUGCACAGGAGAGUGAAGCACGUCAUGGACGCCGAAAGACAAGACGAUGAUUCGAUGGAGGAAACGACAUACUGUGAGAGGUGCGAUAUCAAAUUUGAAUCGAGGCGAGCUUACGAGGAGCAUCUGAUACAUUCCGCCAUGCAUUCUAUCUCAGGAGAAUCACCCGCGCCCAUGAACUUAAAGGGAGGGACCGUUGUAAGAAGAGCUCCAAGAAAACAAACACCCUGUACCAUUUGCAACAAGAACUUCUCGACCCUGGUGGCGUACAUGAAGCACCACCAGGCGGAGCACCCCGGGCAGCCCGCCCCGGCCGCCGCGCGAGCCCCGCCCUCCGCCGACCCGCACCAGCGCCACAUCUGCGAGAUCUGCGGGGCUCUGCUGGCGCCGAACAGCAUGUACAGUCACGUGAACACGCACACGCGCGAGAAGCAGUACACGUGCGCGACGUGCGGCAUGCAGUUCAACGCCAAGGGAACCCUCCAGAGGCACUACCUGACGCACACGGGCGAGAAGCCGGUGGAGUGCUCGCUGUGCGAUAAGCGGUUCACUCAGGUGGCCAGCAUGAAGCUGCACUACAGGACCAUACACUUGAAACAGCCCUAUCCGAAAAGGAAUCGAAAGAAGAAAUCCGAAGACUCCGAUGAAACGGCUCUCAUAGCGGAAUAUUAUCAGAACAAGGAAGCGGCUGACGACUUGCCUUUAGAGAGAUGGAGGACGAUGCGCUUGUGAACGCCACUCCGAGGUUUGGCACAUAAGCCUCUGUGGUCUAGUAGGUAAGACGUCCGUGCUCCCAAGUCUUGGUGGAUGAGUACACGUGCUCGCGUUCUCCGAGCCCUUGACAGGGUUGCCACUGCGCAACUCCAGACACGCGGAAGACCGAUUAAUGCCAAUAAAGAAUACAAUACGCGUCCUCUUUGAGCAAUUAAAUUCUUAUAUUUUAUAUUAAAUAUGCAAGAAUAACUUCUCGUGGACCUAUUUGAGAAUCCCGGUCAGUGUUGCCACAUUCUCUAGAACUUGAUUUGGGUGCAUAAUAUAUUGAGCAACUAGUAUUUUCUUGUGUUGCGGUUACUGUGAACACACGAGACCAGAACGAGCCAAUCCAGACACCUUUUUGGAGUUUACUCCUUUAGAAUCGAUUUACAUAUAUAGGCCCGGGGUAUGAAAAUUAUGGGGACCAAAAUCGUACUAGCAUGUCACACGAAAUGCGUUAUGCGCCUGAUUGGCUCCUGAUUGCGUGAUGCGUGCGCGCGCCAAUCAAAAUCGUACUAGCAUGUCACACGAAAUGCGUUAUGCGCCUGAUUGGCUCCUGAUUGCGUGAUGCGUGCGCGCGCCAAUCAAAAUCGUACUAGCAUGUCACACGAAAUGCGUUAUGCGCCUGAUUGGCUCCUGAUUGCGUGAUGCGUGCGCGCGCCAAUCAGGAGCCAACGCGCGGCCGCGUUAUCGCAGGUGACGCCGGGCUGCUGCGCCGGCAGUCCGCCACAAAGCCUCGUACUGAUCGCGCGUUUCUCUCAUUAUUGUAUUUUCAUAUAUUUGUUAGUCGUUUGUUUUGUGUCUCGUUAAUUUGUUAAUAAUCUGUAGUGUAUCGUGUUGUCGUAAUAUAGAACUAUUUCUCGUAUUGUUUCGUUUAAUUUUUUAUAUCCAGUAAACUCCAGUCGUGCGUCGGAGCGGACACACACACUUUUUUUUUUUUAAUACCUUAUAUUGGCUUACGGCCCACUGAUGAUAAAUAGUCGCCGUCGGUCACGAACGUCAGCGAAGCCGCUGACCUACCUCCAAUAAAAAUACUCAUUAUGACUGAAUAUCGAACCCGGAACAUACUAUGGAUUCCUAAACUAUAAUCCUAAACAACAAAUUACCUAUAUAUAAAUAGAACGUACUUAUAGUUUUAAUGCAUAUUUCACGAACCCGCAAUGUAUAACGUGCUCCGAAUUCAAUGGUCAUUGACCGCGAAUCAUCUUAAUUUGACGUGCAUGAAAAAACAGUACAAUGUAAUUUUUCAAUUACUAUUCAUAAUGUUAUCCUCUCUAGCUACUCGUCUAUAAACGAGAACAAUUGCACAGCAUUGUAAUUCCUAGUUAAUAUAAAUACAGAUAGACACAAACACACACACACCACACAAAAAAGGAAGAAAAUGUCAAUGGAACGAAGCCAUACAGCCAAAUCUUAAUUACAUUUUCAUAUCUUAGUUUUAUAUUUCAAACGUUACAGUCAAACAAAAGAGAUAUAAUGUCGUCUCAGUUGCAACAACGAAGUAGGUUCGGCAAAUGAGAAUAGUUCUAAGUGCCUAGUAUAAUCUGGAAGUAUUUUUAAUCUGUUAUUUUGUCGAUAAUAUCUAGAUAGUGAAGGGCGAAUUGAUCGCGUACUAGUCACAAUUUAGGGUCACUGAAAAGCAAUACUGUUAUGGUUGACUUGAGAUAACAGUAAUGAUCGUCUCAGGAUCCCGGUGCCCAUAAAUGAUUUAUUUUAGAUUUUUUUAGGUGCUGGGUAAACAAUUGACUGACUUUUACGGCUAUUUGGUUUAAACGACAUUUUUUUUCAACUUUGCACGGCUCUCGUGUUAGCUUAAAAUUUGAAAAUAUUUAUUAAAGAUUAAAAUUUAAAAAAACAUCACAGCAAAAAGAGUCUUCAGCCAUGGAGUAAACACGGAGUAAACUUAAUUGAAGUUCAAUUAUAAACAUCAAACUGUUGAUGUUAAUACUGAAUAAAACGGACCUUGGAUUGCAAAGAUUAAUGUCGCGUAGCGAAAUGUAACCCUAAACCCUAGGGGAUUCCCUGAUGCUGUAUGUUUAAAAGUAAAUAAAACAUAACAAAAUAGUUAACCGAAAAGAUAGCCGUAGUUUUUUUCUUAAUGAUGGCAGUAUGAAUAAAAGUCUGAUUUUUCCCAGACAAAGAAAAACAUAAUUAGAAGUUUUUUAAGAAAAACUUAAAAAAUAAAAAUAGUCUAUCGAUUUCAGCGUUUGUCAUUUUUGUACAUUAUACAUUUUACCUACCUUAAAUUAAGUUGUGUGUAUGUUUUUAUUUAUUACUUCUAGUAUUUUCCUGAGUAAAUAUUAAUAAAUGUUUAGACUGAA
Molecule: messenger RNA, 4829 nt
Organism: Bombyx mori (domestic silkworm)
Lineage: Eukaryota; Metazoa; Arthropoda; Insecta; Lepidoptera; Bombycidae
Product: zinc finger protein 808
Exons: 12
Coding region: 553-2487 (644 amino acids)
Biological process (GO): regulation of transcription by RNA polymerase II
Cellular component (GO): nucleus
Molecular function (GO): zinc ion binding; RNA polymerase II transcription regulatory region sequence-specific DNA binding; DNA-binding transcription factor activity, RNA polymerase II-specific
Source: RefSeq, a predicted model, not a curated record